Purpureocillium lilacinum is the source of this 1266-nucleotide messenger RNA. RefSeq lists its product as uncharacterized. The record is from RefSeq and is a predicted model, not a curated record. Gene Ontology annotation, biological process: proteolysis. Gene Ontology annotation, molecular function: zinc ion binding; metallocarboxypeptidase activity. NCBI's taxonomy places the organism in Eukaryota, Fungi, Ascomycota, Sordariomycetes, Hypocreales, Ophiocordycipitaceae.
AUGAAGUCGCUCGCCGCCCUUUCCACCCUGCUGGCCGUCACCGCGGCGGCCGUCCCGCAGCCCACGCCCACCAAGGCCUCGUACGACGGCCACAAGGUCUUCCGCGUCAUGGUCGGCUCCAAGCCGCAGCGCGUGUCCGACGUCGUCGACCGCCUCGGCCUCAGCUUCUGGCAGCACCCCACGCGCAAGGGCGCCUUUGCCGACAUCGAGGUGCCGCCGGCCCGCGUGGACGAGUUCCGCAAGGAGAUGGAGGGCCUCGAGCUCAUCACCAUGCACGAGGACCUCGGCAAGUCGAUUGCCGACGAGGGUGCUUUCCACAUCUACGCCGAGGGCUCGGCCAACUCGACGUGGUUCAACUCGUACCACCCCUACAAUGACCACCUGCAGUUCAUCAACGACCUGGCGUCCAAGAACCCCAGCAACGCCGAGGUCGUGACGUCGGGCAAGUCGCUGCAAGGCAACGCCAUCACCGGCAUCCACUUCUGGGGCAGCGCCGGCAAGGGCAAGAAGCCCGCCAUUGUGCUGCACGGCACCGUCCACGCGCGCGAGUGGAUCGCUUCCAUGGUUGUCGAGUACUUUGCCGACACUCUCGUAAACGGAUACAAGACCGACAACGGCAUCAAGGCUCUCGUCGACAAGUACGACUUUUACCUGUUCCCCAUUGUCAAUCCAGAUGGCUUCAAGUACACGCAGGCGAGCGACCGCAUGUGGCGCAAGAAUCGCCAGACCACGGCGGGCUCCAGCUGCCUCGGCCACGACAUCAACCGCAACUGGCCGUACAAGUGGGAGGGUCCCGGCUCCUCGACUAACCCGUGCGCGCAAGACUUCCGUGGCGCGUCGGCCGGCGACGCGCCUGAGACCAAGGCGCUGUCCGACUUCCUCAAGCAGGUCAAGAGCGCCCAGGGGCUGAAGCUGUACAUCGACUACCACUCGUACUCGCAGCUUUUCAUGACUCCGUACGGAUACACGUGCAACGGCGUGCCGCCCAACAACAACGAGCUGCAGUCUCUCGCCGGCGGUGCAGUGGCGGCCAUCCGCCAGGUCCACGGCCUCAACUUCGACUACGGCCCCAUCUGCACCACAAUCUACCAGGCGGCGGGCAGCAGUGUCGACUACGUCGCCGACGUGGUCAAGGCCGACUACACGUUUACGUCGGAGCUGCGCGACACGGGCCGGUACGGCUUCGUGCUGCCUCCGGACCAGAUUGUGCCGAGCGGCGAGGAGGCAUUUGCGGGUUUCAAGUACCUGUUGCAAAACAUGAAGUAG